Molecule: messenger RNA, 204 nt
Organism: Opisthorchis viverrini
Lineage: Eukaryota; Metazoa; Platyhelminthes; Trematoda; Opisthorchiida; Opisthorchiidae
Exons: 2
Source: RefSeq, a predicted model, not a curated record
AUGGGAGGUUCAUUCACCCGAACGUCUGGUGAAACGAUUCAUUCUCUGCGGUUUGAAUUCAGGGCGCACACGGUCAUUCUAAACAGAAAAAACCGAAAUUCGAUAACGUGGACUGACGAGGGUUGGAACCAGCGCAACAAAGUCAGACUCAACGGCGCGCAAAUCAUCGCUGAUUGCGCACGUAUACAUGUUUGGUCCUUGGAU